AAACAAGAGCUUAGCACAAACUCAAUGCGGAGAAUAUGCAAGCCUCAUCAGAACAGAAAACCUAAACUUGAUCAAUUAUGGGUCUGUCUGCACCUGGCCAGCUGGGUUUCUGGAAAUCGGAUGGCCAUUCUGGCUGACGCGCUGGCUUUGGAGACGAAGGUUUAUUAGUCUUGUCGCUUGAUGGUCCAGUGUACUGGUUGGAGCCAUGACCGAUGGGGAGCCAACGAGAAGAAGACAUCACCAGCCUGUCAGCACGCCCUCACGCUUCGACUUGCAAGAAGUGCAACAGACGCUGACCCCCUCGUGUGUUUCAUAUGGCGCCCAUUCGGGGGAAAGAUCCGAUUCCUUCACCCAUCUCAUCUCACUCAACCCUGCCGCCUCCCUCGCGGCUCCGGCCAAUAACACCUCCUUUUCAACGCAAUCGGGCGAAUCAUCAAUGCCCAGAUUCUGGUCGGUUAAUAUCGUGCAUCUCGGCUUGCACUUGGCACAUCAUCCUCGGAAGCCACAGCGCGCGCCAAAGCAAUUCCCCGCUCCUUGAGGCACACUCACUCAAGCCCAUGAGCAUAUGGGAAUGAAUAAUAAUAACGGGACGCUUGCAUGUGGCGGCCGUAAACUAUUAUUAUUAUUCUCCCAAGAAACCUUCGCUGGCUCAAAUCGCCUCGUCAAGCUUUCAAUUGGUGGUUGAGGCAAUAAUGGAUGCGUUUCGCAGUGAUUCCCGAUCCUCGCUGAGUUUCUCGUUCGGGGCGAUGGCUUGGCUCAAAAUAAUAAGAAUAAGAAUAAUAAUAAUAAUAAUGCACAUCAACCGGAUCCAACUAGAGGGAGUGUUCGGUUGCACGCUUAACCUCGUACAAUCUUGUAUAAAAGACCCCACUUACACAAUCUUACACCGUACACACUCCAUUCAACAUUGUCUGCACGAAAGAGGCCUUGUGUUCAGUCUGCCAUUCUUAUAUCAUAUCCCUUCUUUUUCUCCACUUACACGCGAUUAGACUUCAAUGGUGUAACUAGAUCAUAUAGUGAGGGGUUGUAUCUAUAAUAAGGCAAGGUUGGGAGCGUGUAAAGUUAUAUACAAGUGUGCUGCCAGGUUGAGUAUUAUCCUGUAGUAGUGCGGGGGCUCACAUUGUUGAUUAUAUGACUCCUGCUGUACACUUAAAAUACUAUCCACUUUUUACGUGCAGGUUGUACUUGUAUGUACAUACAUACGUACAACCGAACACGCCCCCUGAGUGAUCCCAUUUACCAUUUACAAACUGCCGUUGGCGCAAUAAUAGCCUCUGUGGAGUUACUCCGUCCUCCUCUGUGC
Molecule: messenger RNA, 1303 nt
Organism: Blastomyces dermatitidis ER-3
Lineage: Eukaryota; Fungi; Ascomycota; Eurotiomycetes; Onygenales; Ajellomycetaceae
Exons: 2
Coding region: 206-538 (110 amino acids)
Source: RefSeq, a predicted model, not a curated record